AUGGCGCCAGAAAAGCCCACCAUCUCUGCUUCGUAUGCCUCCCCGGAGCCUUCUCUCGCGCGCACCUUCCAGCACGAAAUCGCUGCGCCACUGCGCCGAGACCACUCGGUUGCCGAAAAGAAGGCCUAUCUGUCCGAGCUGCGUGGCCUGGUGACGCUGGUGCAGGCCGAGGUCAAUGUCUUUCUGACAGAGCGCAUGGAGGAAGACAAGAAGGCCGCUGGUGCCAAAGACGCGGAACGCGACGCGAAAGAGGAGCAGAACUACGGCGAGGAGAAUGUCGAGGAGGAUGCUUAA
Talaromyces rugulosus is the source of this 294-nucleotide messenger RNA. RefSeq lists its product as uncharacterized. The transcript has a single exon. The coding region runs from base 1 to 294 and encodes 97 amino acids. Lineage: Eukaryota; Fungi; Ascomycota; Eurotiomycetes; Eurotiales; Trichocomaceae. The record is from RefSeq and is a predicted model, not a curated record.